AUGAGUGGUCUGGAUAAUACUUUUGGAGCAUUCUUGAUUGGGGUUGUAGUCUCUGCCACACUCUACGGAGUCACUUGCGUGCAGACAUGGUACUACUUUAGCCGGUACCCCUCGGAUCCGUGGUACAUCAAGCUCUUAGUCGGUGCUGUACUUGUAUCAGACUCAGUUCAUCAAGCUCUGAUUACACACACUGUGUAUACGUAUCUUGUGACUGAUUUCGGUAUCGCUACUGACCUCGGGACGCUUGUCUGGAGUUUGAUUAUCGAAGUCUUAUUCAAUGGCUUCACAGCGCUUAUGGUUCAAAGCUUCCUUACCAUGCGCGUCUACAGACUAAGCAACAAGAGUAUUAUUGCAACCGGGUCGGUCAUGUCCCUUGUCAUCGGUGAAUUUGUUCUCGUUGUCAUAUAUGUCGCUAAAGCUGUCCAUAUGACGACAUUUGAGCAACUGACCGUUCUCAAGCCACUGUCCAUGUCUGUGAACGCUUUGGCAGCUGCUGGAGACGUGCUUAUCGCUGUAUUCCUCUGCACACUCCUUCAACAAUCUCGCACUGGAUUCCGGAGGUCCGAUACCAUGAUCAACAAGCUGAUUUUGUUCAGCAUCAACACGGGUCUCCUCACCAGUAUUUGCGCGGUCAUGUCCCUCAUUUCUAUUACAGUUUGGCCUGAUACCUUCAUUUACAUCGCAUUCUAUUUCUGCUUGGGACGUCUCUACUGCAACUCCUUGUUGGCAACUCUUAAUGCACGAAAGAGUCUUCGGGGUGAUUCUCGGGACGAAAACAUGUCGCUCUCGCUUCAGGGAAUUCAGAAAACGUCUAACAGCACCGGUACUUCGCAGAGGCGGAUGCCGAAUAACAUCUCAAUUAAGAUUGAUACCACACAGGAGUACGUUCGAGAUGAAUAUUCAUCUGCAACGGAACUUAAAAGUGCUCAGGCAGUUUAGUCGCUUUAGGGAUGGGGUGCCACGAGGUGGAUGAGAAGCACAUAAAAAAAUGUACCGCAUCAUACUUUGGUAGAACAUUGGUGUCAUUCUUUUUUGCGUCGUUCUUUUGCAUUGAUUGUAAGUAUUGUAACAUGUAUGAUCUGCGACCGAUCUUGUGAUUGGCUACUCUAUUCCUUCAUAUACCCUGCGGCGCAUGGUGGCAUUUUCAGCAAUUAUAAUACGCGGAAUUACAUGGAACAUUCAUUGAACCCCCACUAUUUCUCCAAGAUCUGUUCGAUUAUCUGUUCGAUUUAGUAUGUCCGAUAUUGUGGUGUGACCGGGUGCCCUGCUCGGAUGUAGCAACGGGGCACAAAGAAAACCC
Suillus clintonianus is the source of this 1300-nucleotide messenger RNA. RefSeq lists its product as uncharacterized. The transcript is spliced from 15 exons. The record is from RefSeq and is a predicted model, not a curated record. The coding region runs from base 1 to 939 and encodes 312 amino acids. NCBI's taxonomy places the organism in Eukaryota, Fungi, Basidiomycota, Agaricomycetes, Boletales, Suillaceae.